UUUAUCACAAUUUUGUUGAGAUAAUGGUGUAAUAUAAAAUUACUAUCAAACUCUUUAGCUGCAUUGGUGCUCGUGAUAUCACGCGUGGUUGAAAUCCAAUUAGUGCCCACUAGAAAAAAAAUGUUCAGUGUUAAAAUUAAGUACGUUUUCUGGACAGUUACUGUCUUAGCAGUCAUCAGUAAACAUAAUUCCGACGCGGUAAGAUGUUACGUUUGUCGUGGAUGUCAAAGCGGAGACUUAACAGAAGAUCAUGCUCGAACUUGUCCACCACGUACCCCGCCUACAGUCCCCCCGACUGAGGAACCCACAACUACAGAUGAACCCAUAACAGAUUCUCCAUCAACUGAAGGGCCUGUCACUGAGGAAGUUACUACUGAAGCAUCUACUACGGAUUCUUCUACCACUAAUGGUUCUACUACUGAUAGUUCUACCACUGAUGGUUCUACCACUGAUGGUUCUACCACUGAUGGUUCCACCACUGAUGGUUCUACCACUGAUGGUUCUACCACUGAUGGUUCUACCACUGAUGGUUCUACCACUGAUGGUUCCACCACUGAUGGUUCUACCACUGAUGGUUCUACCACUGAUGGUUCUACCACUGAUGGUUCUACCACUGAUGGUUCUACCACUGAUGGUUAUACCACUGAUAGUUCUACUACUGAUGCUUCCACCAUUGAUGGUUCUACCACUGAAGAAUCUACUACUGAAACAUCUACUACUGAAACAUCUACCACUGAAGUAUCUACGAGUGACGCCUCUACUAUUGAAAAUUCUGUUAAUCCAGGACCAUCUAAUGUGAAUCCAUUUUACGAAGUAAUAAACUAUAGAAGAUCAAAAAGAAAUGCGGGUGAUGAAAUUGAACCGCGCUGUUUUGUAACGUAUUUUGAAGUCAAUGGUGAGUCUGACGUGAUCCGUGGCUGCGCAUACGCCGACGAUAAUGCUGAGACCCGUUGCAAUGAAGCUAUAGGUAAUCCUAAUGCCCAGAUCGAAAACUGCAGGGUGUGUGAAGGAGAACUUUGCAAUUCUUCAGCAAGAGCUGCAGUAGGCUUCCUUAUUAUGUUUGUCAGUUUAAUAGUACAUUUAAGUUAAAUCACAAUUAGCUUCAAUAAUAUGGUCUCAGAGAUUACCUUAGUUAGAUUGUAAAUUAUUUAUAAGUGUUGUUAUUUGAAGUUAAUUUGUUUUUGUGUCAACGAAUAACUAAACUAACAAAAGUCAUUAUGGAAGCGAAGCGAUGUAUCAAAGUAUUUUGGGCCUGUUAUAUUGAUUGUUUUUGUGUGAACUUUUUAAUUGAAUCCUUCCUUCCUUCCAAUGACCAAGCUAUAAACUUGUACGAGUAUAUCAUGAGAUUACUAAGGAAUCUACGCAGACGAUGUAACAAAGUUUGAACAGUUAACAAAUCCGUAUCAAUCAUAACUACGAGUGACGAAUACAGAGCCUGCUUCAUAUUUUUAGAACAUAUUUAUUUACUUCAUACCUUCUAAGGUUUACCUUAAUAACAUGUAAGUAAAAUCAAAUAUGUAUAUGCUGAAAUAUUUAUGAUAUAAAUACAGUGCUUAUUGAUUGCUUUCAGUAAUAAAAUGCAAUAAAAAUAACGUUGCCUGAUUAAUCGAUAAAAUUGGCGGAAAACUGUAUUUUUAUUGUUACUCAAUGAUCAAUAUUAAAGAUAUCUAAUCUAAGCACGGUUUGAUUACAAAUGAUUAUAUUUUAAUUAAACUUUUGUUUAAUAUUGUAUGUUAUAUUUAGGCAUUACCUAUAUCCGUUAUAGGUGAUAAAAUUAUGUGAUAGUAAGAGUACAGUAAUUGGUGGAAAAGUAUAAAUUUUAACCUUUGGAUAGAAACAAAUAUCUGUGAUUAGAAGGAAUGUAGUAAAUCAUAGAUUUAAUAAAUAUAAAUUAUGAUCUUGCAAUAUAACGUUUUAUAGUAGUUUAUAUUUGAAUAAUCAGUUCCUAACAUCUUUUGCUUUCUAAUUAUUAUUACGGAAAUUUUAAAUACUGGUAACGAAUAGCAUAUUCUGUUAUAGUACUUCAGUAUAUGAAUGUAUAUAAUAAUACUAUGUAUAUAUUUAUAGAAUUACAUAUAUAUGGCUGUGUUUGGAUCUUAGUCGAAGGGCUUCCUCACAUAAGAUGCCAAAUGUACCUACGUGAUAAUCAGUAUAAUUAAUAAGUGGUAAAUAUUACCACUACUAUGACAUGUAAAUGAUUUAAUUUUAUUGUUGGGGUAGUAGAACAAAAUAAAGUUUUUUUUUUUA
Molecule: messenger RNA, 2247 nt
Organism: Amyelois transitella
Lineage: Eukaryota; Metazoa; Arthropoda; Insecta; Lepidoptera; Pyralidae
Product: sericin 1
Exons: 3
Coding region: 121-1089 (322 amino acids)
Source: RefSeq, a predicted model, not a curated record